Gasterosteus aculeatus aculeatus (three-spined stickleback) is the source of this 6465-nucleotide messenger RNA. Its product is annotated as protein mono-ADP-ribosyltransferase PARP4. Gene Ontology annotation, molecular function: NAD+ poly-ADP-ribosyltransferase activity. Gene Ontology annotation, cellular component: cytoplasm. Lineage: Eukaryota; Metazoa; Chordata; Actinopteri; Perciformes; Gasterosteidae. The record is from RefSeq and is a predicted model, not a curated record.
CACCGGAAGUUAAACCGAGCGUGCAAAUACCUUUACGGAAAAGUGUCCCCGCAGCAGUGAGCACCUUUUCCUUCUCUUCAACCGAUACGAGGACAACAGUUCACCUGAACUCUGACAGCCGUCUGCGUCUAUCAACAUGGCCGUGUUUGAGCACUCCCUCCUGCUCCUGGAGCUCAAAGCUUUGACCCCCACGGAGAAGAGGAAGCUGAGAUCAGCGGUCACGGACAACGGAGGCACGAUUUGCUACGUGGUCAACAAGCAGUGCUCUCUGGUAGUGACCGGCAAUUUGGCCGACCUGAGCGCCAGUCGUCUGCGUGGCAUCCGGAGGCACGGCACGCCCGUGGUGGGGGUGGACUACGUGUACGGCUGCCUGGAGAGAGGCUUCCUUCUGCCCGCGGACGACUACAAGCUGGAGGCCUCCUCGCCUCCUCCCGCCUGCCCCGCCGCCGCCGCCGCCACCCCACGCCACGCGUUGGCAGCACCGCCGGUCGAGCCGAGCCAGGGGUCAGUCGGGCCGGGUCAGAGGGCGCUGAGUGCAGGCGUGCGGGAGGAGUUCAGAAUUUACACCGAAACCGAUCCCGAUCUCCCGAAGUAUCCGCUCAACUUUCAAGUGGCAAAGUAUUGCGUCUUUGAAAAGGGAAACGGCGGCGCCUGGUGCGUGCUGGAGCUGCAGAGCCACGCGGGGGAGGGCGCACGUCGGUACCGAGUGGUCCGCUACUGGAAGGACGACGUGUCGGCCGAGGCGGCGGCGGUGAGGGACGCGCUGGUCUUCCUGUCGGCGUCCGAGGACGCUGUGGAGGUGUACGAGGCCCAGCGAGAGAGCCUGCAGGCCGCCGGGCUGCAGCCCAGGACCAGCACUCCCCCACAAGCCCCCCACCUGGGCUCUGCCCCCCUCCAGCAGCUGCUGCUGGAGGAGAGGCUGAACACGGGAAGCUUAUCGCAGGAAGUGGGCGUGUUCGUAGAGCUGCUGUGGACCGAGGCCCUGGGUCGCCUCGGCAACAUCCUCCGAGUACCCAUCCACAAGCUGAGCCUCAACGACGUCAGCAGGGCCGAGGGCUUGUUGCUCCAGGCUCACAGCAAGCUGAGGGGGGCGGAUGGUUCUGAGGUUGCGUCGCUCCUUCAUGAGGUUCACGCCGUUCUGUUGCACGUGGCGCCCUCCCAGACUCCUCCCACUGCCAGGCUCAUCUCCCAGAGACUGGACCUGUGCCAGUUGAUCCGAGAUGUUCUGAACGUGAGCGAGAUGACCAUGGGGAGCUCCGCCCCCUCCUCCCUGGGGAAGUACCGCGCCAUGAGGUGCAGCAUCGACGCCGUCCCCCCCGAUUCCCCCGAGUUUCAGGCCGUGGCCGCUUUGGUGCGGGACAGCCGGGUGCACGUCCAGCGGGUUCUGCGCGUCAGCAGGGGGGCGGAGCUUCAGGCGUUUAAGAGCGAGCUGGGGAACAUUAAGCCCCUCCUCCAUUCCUCCAGCCCCAGCAACUUUGUGGGGGUCCUGUCUCGCGGCCUGCUGCUGCCGCGUGUCGGAGUGGAGCAUCAUGGGAUAGAGAGGACCGACGUCGGUAGCCUGGGCAGCGGAAUCUACUUCAGUGAUGCCGUCAGCACCAGCCUGAAAUACUCCAAGCCCAGCGAGACGGACGGCUCCCGGCUGCUGCUGGUGUGCGACGUGGCGCUGGGACGCUGCAAGGACGAGCACAAGGGGGACGUCACGCUCACCCGGGCUCCCGAGGGACACCACAGCGUGCACGGCGUCCGCCGCGGCCCCAACGCCCCCUCCGAGUUCGAGGACGAUGAGUACGUGGUCUACAGUCCCGAUCAGGUGAAACUGAAGUACGUGGUUCAGUUCGCGGUCGAGGGCGACCGUCUGAAGGAGUUCAGCCCGGCCAUCGACACCUCGGCUCAGCCGGCUCCGCCCUCUUGUGACCGAGGUUGGGAUGAUGAGGAAGACGUUGGCAGCAUCAGAAACCCGCUGGCGGAGGCGAAGGCCGGACUGUUGGACGGCUCGGGUCAGCAGCUCCCCCUGCGGGCCGUGCACGUGAGGUGCAAACUGAUGGAUCUUCUCUCCCAGGUCGUCGUCUUCCAAGAAUACACCAACCGGGGCUCCGCCCCCAUCGAGGCCAAGUACGUCUUCCCAUUGGACGAUUCUGCGGCGGUUUGUGGGUUUGAAGCUUUCAUCAAUGGGAAGCACGUGGUGGGACAGGUGAAGGAGAAGGAGACGGCUCGGAAGGAGUACAAGCAGGCUGUGGAGAAAGGCCACGGGGCCUACCUCAUGGACCAGGACGCCCCGGACGUGUUCACCAUCAGCGUGGGAAACCUGCCGCCCGGAGCCUCCGUCCUCAUCAAGGUCACCUUCGUGUGCGAGCUGGUCGUCAGGGACGGCAGCGUGCUCUUCUCUCUGCCCGGCAGCGUGGCUCCGUGGCAGGAAGGGGCGGCGCUCAACCAGACCACGCAGGUGACUGUGGAGAAGGUGUGUGUGAUGUUUGAGGAGGACAGAGAGUUCACGCUGGACAUGUCAGUCGAGAUGCCCAAUAAGAUCACCGACCUGCAGUGCAUCACUCACAGAGUCAGGAUCAAGAGGACGGACUGCAAGGCGGUGGUGAGCGUGCUGCCCGGUGAGCUCAUGGGUGUCGACGGUUUCCAGCUGUCAAUCACUCUGUCUGAGGUGCACCUGCCCAGGAUGUGGGUGGAGAAACACCCCGACAAGGACAGCCAGGCCUGCAUGUUGGUGUUCUAUCCGGACUUUGAGGUGGAGUCCUCGUCGGCCCCCGAUGAGGUGGUCCUCCUGGUGGACUCGUCUGAGUCCAUGAAGGGAGAGCCCCUCCUCGCCGCCCGGAGGAUCGCCCUGCAGGUCCUCAAAACCCUCGGCAGCCACCUGAGGGUCAACGUGCUCUUCUUCGGCACGGACCACACGGAAGCUUUCCCGACGGCUCGGCCGCUCGGUGACGCUCGCGCGGACGCAGAGGUCGUGGUCAAGCUCGCCCCUCCUGUAGGGGGCGGCACCGAGCUGUGGCGGCCCCUGAGGGCCCUCGGCCUGCUGCCCCCGUCCCGCGGCGUCAGGAACCUCCUGCUGCUGUCGGACGGCCACGUGCAGAACGCCGAGCUCGCCCUGCGGCUGCUCCGGGACGGCGCCGGCCGCAGCCGCCUCUUCGCCUGCGGCCUCAGCCCUACAGCCAAUCGGCACAUGCUGAGAGCCUUGGCCCAGGCGGGGGGCGGAGCCUAUGAAUUCUUUGACACGAAAACCAAACACAACUGGGCGGAGAAGGUGGCGCGGCAGGUGAAGCGGAUGGCUUCCCCCGGCUGCAGCUCGGUGGCGGUAAAGUGGCAGCAGUUCAGCCCGACGGCGGCCUCUCCGGUCCAAGCGCCCCGGCAGCUCCCCGCGCUGUUCAACGACUGCCACGCGCUGGUCUACGGCUUCGUGCCGCACUGCACGCAGGCCACUCUGCGCGGAAACCUGAGCGGUCAGGAGCUGAACACCAUGGUGUCGACCAGCGAGCUGCAGAAGACCAGGGGCACGUUUCUUCACAAACUCACAGCGAGGGCUCUCAUCAGGGAUCACGAAGACGGAAGCCUGGACGGCGACGAAGCCCAGCACGAGGGGAGGAAAGCGGAGCUAAAGCGAUUCAUCGUCGAGUUAAGCAAAGAGUUCUCCAUCCUGUCUCAGUUCACCAGCUUCGUGGCCGUCGAGGAAAGGAACUCGACACAAACCGAGGAGGGCGUCACCGACAUCCCCAAGCUGAUCUCAGAGGAAGACGUGGACUUCCUCCCCUACCUCGACUGGACCCGGACGUCUCCUAGUGAAGACGAGUCCCCGGUUGGCUGUUGUCUAUCGAUGGUAGAAAUGGAUGUUGAGGGGACGGAUGUCUUCUUGGGAGACAUGGCAACAUCACACGGGCUCAGCAGUGAUGUGGAGGAGGAUUAUUAUCCAAACGCAUGUUAUGACGAUAUAAUGAUGACUGAAAGCAUCUCUCCAGCCUGUUCACCACCCUUUACUCACAAGUCUGAGGCAUCGAAUGGUGCAGUUUGCUUGAAAAGGAGGAGUGAAAGGCAGAAGGUCAGAGAGGAGGUGGACAGUGAGGAAGUUUCCUAUUGUCAUCCUCCAGCUUCUGCUUCUUCUUCUUCUUAUUAUCCUCCUCCUCGUCCGUUCGGAGGUUCACUUCUGCAACCCCAAUCUGCAGCCCUCCACGUCCUUCCUCCUCCUCCUCCUCCUCAUCUGUUCGGAAUUUCACUUAAGAACCGCCAACCUGCAGCCCUCCUUCCUCCUCCUCCUCGUCCGUUCCGAGGUUCAUGUGGGGAACCCCAAUCUGCAGCCCUCCACGUCCUUCCUCCUCCUCCUCCUCGUCCGUUCCUAGGUUCACUUGGGGAACCCCAACCUGCAGCCCACCACCCAAUAUGGCCCCAUUAUGGUUCUGCCAGGUCAGACCUGGCCUUUGGUUCAGCAUUCUCAGGGUUACAACCUGUCAAUCAACCUGCAGGUUCCGUUCUAAUCGAUUCAGUAGAGGUUCGCACCCCGUGGAGCAGCAUGGGGGGCGUUGAGGAUGAGCCUCAGUGUCCUGGCGAGAGAUUAGAAAGUGAUCUGGAAACGUGCUUCCUGGCAACUAAUCUCGACUCGCCGUCCCCAGAUAUUUCCAGCCAACAGCAACAGUUGCGUGUCCUUGCGGACUCUGUUCAGUCCCCAAAAAAGAAGCUGUUUAAACAGGUCGAGGCACGAUCAAGACGGCUCGCAAGUCUGAUCGCAGGUCCAGAACAGUCCUAUUUAGGUUCCAGUUGCGAUGGCUCAAUGGCUGAAUUCCCAUCCCUCAAACAAGAUCAGCCAAUGACAGUCGGCCCUCCGGUUCCAUCUCGCAGAGCAAGACGUCUCUCGAGUUCAGGAAUAGCUUCAAACUUGCCAGCGGUUUAUGGCUUGUAUGUGAGUGACAGGCGGUGUUCAAUGGAGCACAGAUCUGCGUCACAUCGUCGACCCCAGAUAGGUGCGAGAGCGGAACCUGAACGGCUCCGUCUCAAGUGGACAAACGUCUUCCUGAUGCAACAUUCGGAGGGCUUCUGGGAGUUGACCACACAGCUGGGUGAACUCGUCAAUGUCGACGUAGACCUCUUCGCCAACGAGUUCCUGAAAAACAAGGGCAUCCGGUCUCUAGGUGUGAGGGCCCACACUGACAUCCUCAGGCUGCUGGCAACCCUUCUGGUCCUGCAGCUGAUGAGGGUGGAGAAGCUGGAGGAGGGCAAACUGCUCCGCACGCUCUUCAGCCUGGACGAGUCCCCCCCGCCCAGGCCGGCGCGCUGGGAGGAGGUGAAGCGGGCGGUGCACUGGGUUUGCUGGGCGGACCGCCGGUACCCGUGCGUCUACAGCCGGCUGGAGUUUGGUCUGAGCUGGGAGACCUCCACCCGGCAGCUGCUGGGCUUCGAGGGCCUCCCCCCCUUCUCCGCUCUCAGGGGGCUGAAGCUGCAGCUUCUGGCCCUCUGAACGGCCUCAGCUAACGACAUUAGCUUCGUUUCUCAGCCAUGAGUGCUGAUUCUAAUUGUCUUCUUACAUGUGCACACAUCCAUGUUAACGGGAUAAUCACGUCUUAUUUUGUGUAGUGUGGAGAUCCAGGUCAUAGGGACAAUCUGGGCAGUGCUCUUUGCCAUUUAAACCGAGCGCUGCUUCUUUUCCAGAUAUUUUAAUAUUCUUGACGACACAAAGUUGCAUCAAAGCAACGGGAUCUUUCUUAAUGCAAAAUAACAUUUAACAGAGCUCUGCUAUCUUUUCCCCCCGAUGCUGCGUUCCCGCUUAGAAACAAAUGAGAUGAAACUGAAAGAAGGGUUUUCUUCACCUGUAUUCGACGGAGAGAAAACCAGCAACCUCUCGUGUUAAUGUUCAUGUUACUAAUAUUCAAAUCCUUGUGCGGCCUUAAUUCACUAAAAAUAUGUGCUACUAUUGCAAAUGACACACAAUCUGUAUCUGUAUGCUUCCUAUCGUUUCCAUGGUAACAGUCACAUGUGAGUUUAAUGUGUGACUUUUUAAAGGUACCGCACCAAUCGACUGGCCUUGCUUUCAAUAUAUAACUACCUUUUAAAACAUUUUACAUAUUACUUUUACUUCAGUGGGGUUUUGAAUAAGUGGUUUGUCCUUGUAGUGGAGUAUAUAUAAAUGUGUACAGCUGCAUUAAUAUGCAUGAUCAAUUUUACAGCUGGCGUAAGGUUGUGCUAAAAUAUAACUUCUUCCUUCAGUUUGUACCGUGAAUUGGUAAUUGAUUACAAUACUUUAGUAUAUUGCGUGGUGGUGGUUUGAUUUUAUAUUUAGUUCCAUUCUCCGCUAUGUGAAGAUAUAAAUCCUUCUUUAUCACUGCCUUUCGUUCUCUUUACCACUUCUCUUUCUUCUCUUCUGCUGAAGUUCUAUAAAAAACAUGAGGUAAAGAACACCUUACAAAAAAAUACAGUUUUUGUAUUAUUUUUAUGUUGUUUGCUUUAUAAAGUUUCUUGUAUUGAAUCUUGAAA